This is a messenger RNA of Zasmidium cellare ATCC 36951, 801 nucleotides long. RefSeq lists its product as uncharacterized. Lineage: Eukaryota; Fungi; Ascomycota; Dothideomycetes; Mycosphaerellales; Mycosphaerellaceae. Bases 1 to 801 code for a protein of 266 amino acids. The transcript is spliced from 7 exons. Gene Ontology annotation, cellular component: intracellular anatomical structure. The record is from RefSeq and is a predicted model, not a curated record. Gene Ontology annotation, molecular function: oxidoreductase activity, acting on NAD(P)H, oxygen as acceptor.
AUGGCAUCCUCACCACCAACCCCAAACCCCCAAAAACAAAUCACCCUCGCCGGCAAAGUCAUCGCCAUCACAGGAGCAAACCGCGGCAUCGGCCUCGGCAUCGCAGACUGCUGCCUCUCCAACUCCGCCGCCGCAGUCUACUCCAUCGACAUCGGCGACACAGGCGACGAAUUCGCCUCCGUCUCCAAACAACACCCGGGCAAACUCCACGCGAUCAAAGCGGACGUCACCAACGAGGCGAAUGUCACUGAAGCCGUUGAGAGGAUUCUCAAGGAAGCGAGGGGACUGCAUGGGAUGGUGGUGAAUGCUGGGCGGACGAAGCAUAAGGCUGCGUUGGAUUUUACUACGGAGGAGAUUGAGCAGUUGUGGAGUAUCAAUGUUUACGGGUCUUUUUACUGUGCGCGGGUGGCGGCUCUGGCGUUCAUCAAGCAGGGCGUGAAGGGAUCGAUCGUUUUCACGGCGUCGAUGGCGUCCUAUCGGCCGAAUAAGAGAGUCCCCUCAGCGCCCUACGGAGCCUCCAAAGCAGGUGUCCGAAACAUGACACACACCCUAGCUAUGGAAUGGGCGCCACACAACAUCCGCGUCAACUCCGUCAGUCCAGGACUCGUCAAGACGGCGAUGACAUACUGGGUGCCGCAACAGCCCGACUGGGAGCAGCAAUUGAAGUAUUACGGCGGCAUCCCGAGACUGGCUGAGGUCGAGGAGCUUGGAGGCGCGUAUGUUUAUCUGUUGAGUGAUGCUGCGAGUUAUACGACUUCGAUUGAUAUUCCGGUGAAUGGGGUUAUUGGCAAAGAUGGUUGA